Messenger RNA from Pipistrellus kuhlii (Kuhl's pipistrelle), 2147 nucleotides. RefSeq names its product acid phosphatase 4 (gene ACP4). The record is from RefSeq and is a predicted model, not a curated record. The coding region runs from base 57 to 1337 and encodes 426 amino acids. Gene Ontology annotation, cellular component: lysosome; postsynaptic membrane. Gene Ontology annotation, molecular function: protein tyrosine phosphatase activity; acid phosphatase activity; receptor tyrosine kinase binding. The transcript is spliced from 11 exons. Lineage: Eukaryota; Metazoa; Chordata; Mammalia; Chiroptera; Vespertilionidae. Gene Ontology annotation, biological process: regulation of neuronal synaptic plasticity; negative regulation of ERBB4 signaling pathway; lysosome organization.
GGCAGGUGGGGCUGAGGCGCAGACGGCGGCUGAGCUCAGCGUCUGGCUGUGCGGACAUGGCCGGGCCGGGCUUUGGGGGCCACCCCGUCGGACCGCUCCUGCUCCUGCUGCUGCUGCUGCCCCAGGCCCUGGUGGAGGGACCCUUGGUGUUCGUGGCUGUGGUGUUCCGCCAUGGUGACCGGGCCCCGCUGGCCUCCUACCCCACCGACCCGCACAAGGAGGCCGUGUCCGCGCUGUGGCCGCGCGGCCUGGGCCAGCUGACCGCGGAGGGGGUCCGCCAGCAGCUGGAGCUGGGCCGCUUCCUGAGGAGUCGCUAUGACGCCUUCCUGAGCCCCGAGUACCGGCGGGAGGAGGUGUACAUCCGCAGCACGGACUUCGACCGGACGCUGGAGAGCGCUCAGGCCAACCUGGCGGGGCUGUUCCCCGAGGCCGGCCCGGGGCGCCCCGAGGCCGCCUGGAGGCCCGUCCCCGUGCACACGGUGCCGCUCGCCCAGGACAAGCUGCUGAGGUUCCCCACGCGCUCCUGCCCCCGGUACCGCGAGCUGCUGCGGGAGGCCACGGAGGCCCCGGCGUACCAGAGGGCGCUGGAGGGCUGGGCGGACUUCCUGCCUCACCUGGAGAACUGCACCGGGCUGUCCCUGGUUGGGGAGCCGCUCCGCAGGGCGUGGAAGGUUCUGGACACGCUGAUGUGCCAGCGAGCCCACGGUCUCCCCCUCCCGUCCUGGGCCUCCCCGGAUGUCCUGCAGACACUAGCCCAGAUCUCCGCCCUGGACAUCGGGGCCCACGUGGGCCCACCCCGGGCAGCAGAGAAGGCCCAGCUGACAGGGGGGAUCUUGCUGGACGCCAUCCUUGCUAACUUCUCUCGGGUCCAGCGCCUGGGGCUGCCCCUCAAGAUGGUGAUGUACUCGGCUCACGACAGCACCCUGCUGGCCCUCCAGGGGGCCCUGGGCCUCUACGACGGGCACACCCCGCCCUACGCUGCCUGCCUGGGCUUCGAGUUCCGGAGGCGCCUGGGGGACCCCGAGGAGGACGAUGAAGAUGCAGGGAAUGUCACCGUCUCCCUCUUCUACCGCAACUCCACCGGCCUGCCCCUCAGCCUCAGCCUCCCUGGGUGCCCAGGGCCCUGCCCGCUGGGCCGCUUCCACCAGCUGACCGCCCCGGCCCGGCCCCCAGCCCACGGGGUCCCCUGCCACGGCGCCCACGAGCCUGCCUCUCCCACAGCCACCAUGGUGCCCCUGCUGGCUGGGGCUGUGGCUAUGCUGGCGGCGCUCUGCACGGGGCUGGGGCUGCUGGCCUGGAGACCCGGCUGCCUGCGGGCCUGGGGGGACCCCGUGUGAGCCGCGAAACUGGGCACCCCUCCCCACUGCCGACUCUGGACCCCAACACGUGUGCUCACCAGCUGUACCAGCUUCUGUGACUUCCUGUGUGCGCCUGUAUGUGUGUGUGGACGGACGCACAGGGCCCCUAGCCUGUUAGUCACAAGUGGUUGUGUGCGCGCAUGCACGUGCAUGCAGUUCAUGCUCAGAUGUCUGGAUGGUUCUGCACUUUAACGUGUGCACUUCCUGCAUGUGAUAGCACAUGCCUGUAUGUCGACAGGCCCCUACGCACACGUGCAGUCUACAUUGGUAUGUGAAGGUGCCUCUCGGGGCGUCCUGAUGUCUUUCUCUACAUACACGAUGGCAUGUAGCGAGAAACAAGGCUGAGUCCUCUUGGACGCCAUGUCCAGGAGACAAGCAGCACCUCCAGCCCUCUAGGCCCCUGGGGAGGGGUCAGGCCUGUCUUGUAUCUGGAGCUGAGCCCGGCCCCAAGGCUGCCCAGUGCCCAGCCUGAGGCUGCACAACUCGGGAAGCCACUCGCCCCUGUGCUCCCAUCUCAGGGCGAGUCGGACUGCAGCACCUCUGAAAUUCACCUCCCAGGACCGCCAUGCGGCAUUUAAAUAAAAUGUCAGUCAGGUCCCAGCCACAUCCCAGCGGCUCAGGUGCCAUACGUGGCUGGUGUGGUGGGCCCAGGACUCAUAGCACUCAUGCUCCUGCGGCCACUGCCCUCCCCACCAGCCAGGCAUCAGGCUCAAGUGUGUGAACAGCCCGGAUUAGAACACUGGGGGGUGGGGUGUUGGUGUGUGGCAGGCAGCCAGUCACCCAGUGCCC